Molecule: messenger RNA, 1392 nt
Organism: Saxophila tyrrhenica
Lineage: Eukaryota; Fungi; Ascomycota; Dothideomycetes; Mycosphaerellales; Extremaceae
Exons: 2
Coding region: 1-1392 (463 amino acids)
Molecular function (GO): oxidoreductase activity, acting on paired donors, with incorporation or reduction of molecular oxygen; iron ion binding; monooxygenase activity
Source: RefSeq, a predicted model, not a curated record
AUGAAGGGUGGCGGCGGCCAGCAUGCGUUCAAAAUCAGGGAGAUGCAUGAUCAGUACGGUCCCGUCAUCCGCAUCAACCCCCGCGAAGUCCACAUCGACGGCAGAGCAGACCCAGCCUUCUGGGACAUACUCUACUCACACUCGAACAAGCUAGACAAAGACAGCGCCUACUACGACGGCUUCGGUGCUGGUCUUUCAGCCGUAUCAACCGGACCAGCUGACCUCCAUCGAGCGAGGCGAGGCGCCAUGGCAAACUACUUCUCCAUGAACAACAUCCGCAAGUACGAGCCGAUGGUGCUGGAGCAGAUCUCAAAACUCUUCGCUCGGCUGGAGAAGUGUAAAACGAAUGAUGAAGUGGUUGAUCUUGGCAAUGCAUACAGAUGCCUCACGACAGAUGUAAUCACCUCCUUCGCCAUCCCCGAGCCACGAACGAUGCUGGAUCUGCUAGAUUUUGGCAAGGACUUUAAUCGACUUCUUCGAGAUUUCGCGAAACUGAUCACUUUUCAACGACAUCUAAAGAUUGUCUUUCCGUUGCUAUCAGCCAUUCCGGACUGGCUUACAAUACGCAUGGACAAGACAGGAGCCUCCUUACAGAUGGUGGACUUUCAACGCUCUUACGAAAGGCAGACACAACUUGCGAUCGAUCGUAAAGGCAAUCUUGCAGCAGACCAGAGCCCAUCGAUCCUCGACAGUCUAGCCACUUCCUCCGAGCUCAAGGACCGCGACAAACUCGCCCCUCGUAUCAUUGAAGAAGCACGCAACACUGUAGGCGCCGGCACCGAGACCACCGCCUCCACCCUCACAACCCUAACCUUCCACCUCCUGUCCAACCCACCCAUCCUCGUCAAGCUCAAGAAGGAGCUCUCAUCAGCCAACCCAUCCUCUUCCACCGACGAACUUCUCGAUUACCGUACCCUCGACCCCCUCCCCUACCUCAACGCCUGCAUCUCCGAAUCCCUCCGCCUAACCAACCCCGUUACAGGCCGGCUUCCCCGCAUCAACCCCCGCGCGGCUACAACCUGCACCACCCUUUCCGGUACGACAUAUGUCUUCCCACCCGGCACGGUGAUGAGCAUGAGCAUGCCGGACAUGCACUCGAACCCCUCCAUCUUCCCCUCCCCAUCUUCGUUCAAACCAGAAAGGUGGCUCAAGUGCACGGACGAGGAGAAAGCGGGGAUGCAGCAGGCUUUCGUCCCGUUUGGACGCGGGAGCAGGGCGUGUAUUGGUAUGGAGUUGGCGCGGAUGGAGGUGCUGCUUAUGGCGGGGAAUUUGUUUGGGAGGUUCGGGAUGGAGUUGUGGGAGACGAGGGAGGAGGAUGUGGGGUGGAGGCAUGAUUUCUUUGCGCCUUUUGGGCCGGCGGAUAGUAAGGGGUUGAGGGUGAAGGUUGUGUAG